This is a messenger RNA of Pediculus humanus corporis (human body louse), 1410 nucleotides long. RefSeq lists its product as uncharacterized. Lineage: Eukaryota; Metazoa; Arthropoda; Insecta; Psocodea; Pediculidae. The transcript is spliced from 5 exons. Bases 1 to 1410 code for a protein of 469 amino acids. The record is from RefSeq and is a predicted model, not a curated record.
AUGAAGUUUAUUAUUAUAUUUUUUUACGUUAAAUUAUUUAUUUUAUUAUCGUUUUCGAGUUUGUCGUCGUCAAAUGCCGAUAAAAUCCGCGACGUCGUUCCCGUUUUGUUAUGGACGAGCAAAGGUUACGACGAUCGAAUUCGUUUGAAUCGUAAUAAAAUAAUAACGAGAGAUUUAUUCGAAUCUCAUUUGAUGAAAAUCAUGUCGAUGAAAAUCGAUAUCGAACCUCGACCCCUCGUUCUCGUUUUUCUCGAACAAUUUUUAAACCCGGAAGAUUUCGAAUCGAAAACCGUUAACGGACGAGUCGAUUAUUUGAAAAAUGUCGAAUCGCCCUAUCGAGUCAUCGCGAAUUUAACAAAAUGGAAUCGAUUGAAUCACAAAUCCGAUUUAGAUUUACUAUCAUCAUCGAGCGAAUCCAUUGGAACCAAUAUAUUAUUCGAAUUCGAAAACGACAACGAAAAUGACGAUGAGGAUGAGGAUGAGGAUGAUGAUGAUGACGAUGAUGGCGGCAGAGCGAAAUCAUUGAUGAAACACGAUAAAAUAAUGGAAAAAAUUUUCUUGCAAUUAUUGAAAAAAAGAAAAAAUAAAAAAAACGUGGCAAAAGAAUGGAUUUGCAUUUACACUGGAAAAUAUUCGUUGGAUAUCCGUUCGGAAGAAAAACCGAGUCCGUGGCACGUGGAAAAAUUGUAUAAAAGAAAAAAAUUUACGUACAAUCAACCGACAUCAUCAUCAUCAUUUACACCCUUUCGAAUAUUAUCACUCUAUCAAGAUGAAUAUACGAGAUUUACCUUUUUAUUACGUAAUAAAAUUCAAUUGUUCCUUCCGGUUUUUCGAAAAGGCGGUGGCGGUAAUGGCGGCGGCGGCGGUGGUGGUGGUGAGACGUUGGUGGAUCUCGGUAAAGAAAUCGGAGUUUCAGAAAAAAGAUCUGGAAACGAAAUCAAUUUCAUUAUUCGAUUUACGAAUUACACGUUGAAUUUUUACCUAAAUAAAACGUCACAUUCCGACUGGAGAAUAGAAAAAAUAAAAUUAAUCAACGAAAAUGGCGAUUAUUUAUUUUUAACUGAAAAAUCCCAAGAUAUACGAAAUUAUUGCGAUUCUCGUCGAAUCGAAUUCAAAUGUUUUCAUUCCCAUCACGAAUUCAAUAAUAAUAAUAAUAAUAAUAAUAAUUCAAACGAUUACACCGUCAAAAUAAUCAUAUCGAAAUAUAAGUUCACGAGACGUCCGCCAUUAAACGAAGAUCAAUGCGACGUUCCAUAUAAUUUUUUCAUUAUAUUUUUCAUUAUAUUAUUUUUCAUUAUUUUCAUAUUCACCGUUUGGAAUUGGUUCGUUAACGAUUAUAAAAUCCAAUCGAAAAUCAAUUCCGUUAAAAUCUCAUCCGAAAAAUUAUAUUUAACGGAAACAGUAUCAUAA